AUGUCAAUGUAUACAACAAACGUUCGUCCUCCAACAUUUUAUCAUCAUUAUACAACUCAAUAUUUUCAUGCUGCACCUCAGGGUCAACCUCGUGUAGGUAAAUAUGGUGGUGAUCGUCAGUUAGUGACUUCAUCUGAAGAUUCAUAUUCAUUUCGUACAUUUGGUAUAAUACUUGGUGCUUUAAUUCUAUUUUUUACACUUGCUUUAUUUUCAACGGAACUUGGAAGACUUUACUCAGGUUCAAAUAAUCGUGGACGAAAUGAUUCAAAUGUAACCUAUGAAUAUUUAAUGUAUCCAGAAAGAACAAUUGAUAUCAAUGGUUAUUAUUACAAUCCAAAAAUUGAAAAUCGUUGGAUGUGGCCAUGGUCCACUGCUACACUUCUAUUUGGUUUAAUAUUCUUUGCUACAGGUGUAUUAGGUAUAGUUAGUGGUCUACGAGAAAGUUAUUCAACGAUUCUAUCAUUUUUUGUUUGUUCAUUAUUAUCAAUAUGUUUAACAAUAUUUUUAAUUGCAACAUAUUCAACAAUAAUAGCUGGAUGGAAAAGUAUAUAUGGAACAAGUGAUGGAGAUUUAAUGACACGUUAUACACGUAUUGAUAGAGAUCUAUCAAUUGUUUGUUUAUCAAUGUCGUGUGUUUUAUUUCUUGUUUUCUUAGCUAGUAUGAUUUUAUCAGGUGGUACUAUUGAUUUAUGUACACGAAAAAAUUUUUCACAUGGUGAAAAUACUCCUGAAAAUUAA
Molecule: messenger RNA, 738 nt
Organism: Adineta steineri
Lineage: Eukaryota; Metazoa; Rotifera; Eurotatoria; Adinetida; Adinetidae
Source: the annotation of a GenBank genome assembly